AUGCUACAGCGUGCAAAUAGCCAAUACGAGGCCAAUGGCCCUCCUCCCCAACAAAGGAGCCAGCCCAGAAGCCAAUCGUUUCUUCCUUCCAGCCCAAGUACUCAUAAUGCCGAUAUUCGACAACAACUAAAGAAGCCAAGUGCCCCUGCUGUGUCGGCGAGGACCAUGCCACCAUUCUCCAGACCUCUUCAAAACCGACCUUCUAACAUGAACCAACUCUCAAACAAUUCUCGGCCGCCAAACUGUGUUGGCGGUGGAUCACUGGCUUCUAUCUGUGGAGGUUCAAACUCAUUCAUCGGCCAAGCAGAUGUUGUUGAUCUCACUGGACCUGAAGCUCACGCAAAGGCCCAAGCAGCGGUCUUCUUUACGGAAGACGACUUUUGUGACGACGACGACCUAGAUCUGGAUUUCCAAGCCCCUUCAGCACUACCACCAUUUCCUGCAAAUACUCCAUCCAAGCGCAUCACCAGGGAGAACAUGCCACCCCCGCCGCCAACCUCAACACAGACAGACAAGGCUAUACCUUGGUCUUCGUCACCGCCCUCACAUUUCCUGCCACCGUCCCACAAUACAUCUGUCACUUCAACGAUGGCCAAUAUUUCCAUGAAGCGCGAUUCUUCUGGUGACCAAGAUGACUUCGAUGUUCCGGUCCCUAAAAAGGCCAAGAAACGCGUAUUGCCUCAAAGUUUCAAGCAGGAAGAACCCGAUGAUGAGAGUGAUUUUCACCCACAGGUCGCCCAAACACCGAAUAACAAGCGGAAUGAUUUUCUUAAUCCCACAGCGAGCGCUGUCAAGGAACAGAAAAAACAAUUUCGAACUCAGCGUCAGCAAGAGCAACCAUCGGCCAGCACUGAUCUUUCCAUGGAUGAGAUCAAAGAAGUCACCGCUUCGCAUUCCAAGGGCAAUUUUGCCAUAUCGCUCAGCGAAGAACAGAGACACGUCUUGGAUCUGGUAGUGAACAAGAACCAGAGUGUCUUCUUCACUGGUGCGGCCGGAACUGGCAAAUCUGUCCUCAUGCGAGCCAUCAUCACGGAAUUGAAGAAGAAGCAUGCCAAAGACCCAGAACGAGUUGCCGUUACUGCCUCCACGGGACUUGCUGCAUGCAAUAUCGGAGGCAUUACGCUUCAUAGCUUCUCUGGUAUUGGACUUGGCAAAGAGGAUGCCCCAUCACUAAUCAAGAAAAUCCGAAGGAAUCCCAAGGCAAAGAACCGCUGGCUGAGAACUAAAUGCCUUGUCAUUGAUGAGAUUUCCAUGGUUGACGGAGAUUUGUUUGACAAACUGUCUACAAUUGGAAGAACGAUUCGAAACAACGGGAGACCGUGGGGCGGCAUUCAACUCAUUAUCACCGGUGAUUUUUUCCAGCUUCCACCAGUCCCAGAACAGGGUGCGAAGCGCGAGACCAAGUUUGCCUUUGAUGCUUCAACUUGGGCUACCUCCAUAGACCACACUAUUGGACUUACGCAGGUCUUCCGUCAGCGAGACCCAGUAUUUGCCAACAUGCUCAACGAGAUGCGCCUCGGUCGCAUAACGGAAGACACUGUUCGGGCCUUCAAAAAGCUGGAGCGACCGCUCAAUUUCAAUGAUGGACUGGGAACCGCAGAGUUGUUUUCCACCCGGAAUGAAGUCGAGAUGUCAAAUGAAAGAAGGUUGAGAGAACUUCCUGGCACGAUCAGGCGGUACGAGGCUCAAGAUACUGGCAAAGAAGAGAUUCGGGACAAACUACUGAUGAACAUGAUGGCACCCAAGAGUAUCGAUCUGAAGAUCAACGCUCAAGUAAUGCUGAUCAAGAACCUUGAUGAAUCACUUGUGAACGGAUCUUUAGGUAAGGUGAUAGGGUUCUCUGAUGAAAAGACGUUCGACAUGGAGCCAAUUGAUGAAUUCGACGAGGAAGAGAGAAUGGCCAAAGCUCGAAAGAAACUACUCAAUACAUUCAAGCGCGAAUCCGAUUCAGGUUCCAGUGGGACUAAAUUCCCGGUGGUACAGUUCAUGGCAACAGAUGGCACAUCACGCGUGAUCCUCUGCCAGCCUGAGGAAUGGAAGGUCGAAUUGCCCAAUGGCGAGCUCCAGGCGAAGCGAACUCAGCUGCCCCUGAUCCUGGCAUGGUCAUUGUCCAUCCAUAAGGCCCAAGGUCAAACUCUCGAACGUGUCAAAGUCAAUCUCGGACGUGUGUUUGAAAAGGGACAGGCUUAUGUUGCUCUCAGUCGAGCGACUACACAGGAUGGCCUGCAGGUUCUGGGCUUUCAAAAGUCCAAGGUCAUGGCACAUCCUCGAGUCAUAGACUUUUACAACAAACUCUACAGUGCCGAGGAGGCACUCGGAAAACCCAAGGCUCAAUCUAUCACCAGUUUUGUAUCCAAUCGUAUUGGAGCGGCGCCCUCGAAAGCACCAGCGCCCAAGAAGUCAGCCCACCAGGUGAUAGAUUUAGACGAUGAGGAAGAGGCGAUGGCUUCUAUGGGAUACUGA
This is a messenger RNA of Fusarium tjaetaba, 2463 nucleotides long. RefSeq names its product DNA repair and recombination pif1 mitochondrial. Lineage: Eukaryota; Fungi; Ascomycota; Sordariomycetes; Hypocreales; Nectriaceae. Gene Ontology annotation, biological process: telomere maintenance; DNA repair. The transcript has a single exon. The record is from RefSeq and is a predicted model, not a curated record. The coding region runs from base 1 to 2463 and encodes 820 amino acids. Gene Ontology annotation, molecular function: ATP hydrolysis activity; DNA helicase activity.